CUUCCUCUUCUCUGCCCUCGAAUCGUCGUCUGCGUCGACGGUGGGGCAUGCUUUUGCUCAGUUCUUCUCUUCCAUCCUCUCGGUAGCCAAGCCGUGUUUUGUAUUGCGUUGCGUCUGCCGUUUGAAGAGGCGGCGGCAUCGUCUCUUCGUCAAGCCAAGCCAAGCCAAGCCAGGUCAAGUCGGGUCGAGUCGAGUCGAGUCACCGGCGGAACAACCCCCUCGUGCUCGUGGUCUUCCUGUCUUCCAUUCAUCAUCGACAGCUAGCACUGUUUUACCUCGUUUUCUUCUUUCUUCCCGACUUAGCCUUCACAUUCUUCACUAUCUAUCUCUAUUCCUUUUGUCUGACCCAAUCAAUCAACCGGAUUGUAACCCACACGCUCUUUAAUCGACAACUUACCUCUCCGCCUGGUGCAACCAUUGAGCUCUACGCCGAAGCCCGAGUAUUAACAAAAGUCGCCCGCAGUCGUUUGAGACAGUUCCCAUGUGGCGACGACCGCGAUAGCGCCCAUCACCCCUCUCCAGCGCCGGAAAUGGCGCUCCUCUCCUCUGCCAUCCUGGCCCUGUCGCUACUCGGAAGAAACACGCAAGCAUGGCCUCAGCUACCAACAGACGACGGCGACUUCACCUCGCUGACGACGCUCCCGACCAUCCCCUACACCACGCAGGACAGCAUCGACGUCGCCCCGCGCGGGCUAUCCCUCCCCGCCGACGAGGACGCCGAGGCCGGCAUGAUGAUGACGCUGCCGGUGACCUCGGGGCCGAGGAGGAAGCGGCGCACGCGCUCGCGGCGCAAGAUCCUGCUCGACGACAUGCUCGGCGACGACGACCUCGAAGCCGCCCUGCCCGAGGCGCCCCCGCAGCGGCUGAAGCCUCCGGUCUCGAUGCGCGGCCUGCUGCCCGUCGACGACGACCAGGUCGACCUGAACGGCGCCUUCGUCACGCUGCCCGUCAUCCACUCCACCAAGCGCGGCGUCUUCAGCCGGCAGGUCGAGGCGAAGCUUGCCAACCGGUCUGACGUGGCUUACUAUGCCCAACUCAACAUCGGCACACCACCCCAGGCAGUGUAUGCCCAGCUCGACACAGGCUCCUUCGAGCUCUGGGUGAACCCGGACUGCACCGUUCUGGCCGCCGCGGACCAGCGCUUCUGCGAGGCUGUCGGCUUCUACGACUCGGCCCGCUCGUCAACGGCCGUGUCGAUGCAGACGUCCAAGACGCUCCGCUACGGCAUCGGCGCCGCCAACAUCACCUACGUCCGCGACAGCCUCUCCCUCGCCGGCUCCCGCUCGACGAUGCGCCAGGUCCAGUUCGGCGUCGCCACCAGCUCCGAGGACCAGUUCGCCGGCAUCCUCGGCAUCGGCUACGGCGAGGGCGUCAACACGCGCUACAAGAACCUCGUCGACGAGCUCGCCGCCCAGGGCGUCACCCGCACCCGCGCCUUCAGCCUCGGCCUCGGCUCCAAGGACGAGCAGGAGGGCGCCAUCAUCUUCGGCGGCAUCGACACGUCCAAGUUCUCGGGCGCCCUCGCCCGUCUGCCCAUCGUCCCGGCCGGCCAGGCCCCGGACGGCGUCGCCCGGUAUUGGGUGACGAUGAACUCCCUCAGCCUGACGCCCCCGAGCCGCCGCACCCGCGUGUACCCCAACAGCAGGAUGCCCGUCUUCCUCGACAGCGGCGCCACCCUGACGCUGCUGCCGGAGGCGCUCGCCAGCAUGAUCGCCGCCGACUUCGGCUCGCCCGGCAUCGACGCCAACGGCUUCUACCCGGUCUCGUGCACCCUCGUUGGCCUCAACGGCACCGUCGACUUCGACUUUGACGGCAUGAAGAUCAGGGUCCCCUACAAGGAGAUGAUCCGCGAGCUGCGCACGACGCCGCCGGCCUGCUACCUGGGCAUCGUGCCGAGCUCGGACUUUACGCUGCUGGGCGAUACCUUUCUGCGCUCUGCCUAUGCCGUAUUCGACCUCGACAGCAACGCCGCCUACUUGGCGCAGUACAGCAACUGCGGCACGAGAACGAUGCCUAUUAGCCGGCCGGAAGACAUCGCGGCCAUCCGGGGGCUGUGCCCCGAUCCCGUCGGGACAGUGCCCCCGCCGCCGGUCACCAACGGCACCACUACUCCGCCGGCCUCCGGAUCCGGUCUGGGAUCCGGACUUGGUUCCGGCCCGGGUGCGGGCUCAACCCUCCCUACCGGCCCCCCGCCGGAUAUGUCGGGGGUCCCAGCGGCAGGCACGGUAUCGCCGGCAUCCGCCACGAACCCCAGCAUGCUUGCCGUUAUUUCGACGCUGGUGUCGGCAGCGAUGUUUCUGUAGAU
This is a messenger RNA of Colletotrichum destructivum, 2305 nucleotides long. Its product is annotated as Putative aspartic peptidase A1 family, aspartic peptidase domain superfamily. Gene Ontology annotation, molecular function: aspartic-type endopeptidase activity. Gene Ontology annotation, biological process: proteolysis. The coding region runs from base 531 to 2303 and encodes 590 amino acids. The transcript has 3 exons. NCBI's taxonomy places the organism in Eukaryota, Fungi, Ascomycota, Sordariomycetes, Glomerellales, Glomerellaceae. The record is from RefSeq and is a predicted model, not a curated record.